AUCAGCAUCAAUCAAUUAUUGUUGGAUUUGUCUCUGGCCUGCAGCUCCCACCCUCUUCCUUGGCAUGGCUAUAACCUUUACUACUAUGCUGUAGUGCUGUAGUUAGUUCGGGUUAGCUACGUAGCCGGCUAGCCGUUCGGAUUUUGGGUCGGAUUCGGAUCUACCUACCAUCAGGGUAGAAGGAAUGGAUGCGGAGGCUGGUAGUGGUCAGGCUGAGACUAAGCGUGAGCGUGAGCGUGAGCGUGAGCCUGAUCCAUCCAACUUGAGAUCUAGUACGCAGGAGGAGGAUGAUAAGCAGCUGAUGGGGUCUCAGGCAGCAAACAACACCAGCGGCGCGGGGGGCAGAUCCGGAAGAUGCCUGUGCCUGUGCCCGUUGGUUGCUGCUGCUGUGGUUAUGGGGGUGGGCCUGUUGUUCCUCGUACUGGGUUUGACCGUUUUCAAGGCUAGGCGCCCCACCACUAGCGUCGACUCGGUCUCCCUCUCCCACCUGGACGCCUCCUUGGAUUUAGCGAGUCUGAGAGUGAACCUGAACGUCACGCUGGACAUCGGCCUCGCCGUUGGCAACCCCAACAGGGUGGGCUUCAGGUACUCCCGCAGCACUGCCUUCCUCAGGUACAGAGGCAACAACGUUGGUGAGGUCCCCGUCCCCGACGGCAAGAUUGGGGCCCGCGAGACCCGCCCUUUGAACCUCACCCUCACUUUAAUGGCGGAUCGCCUGCUCUCCAACUCUGCUCUGUACUCCGACAUCACUUCCGGUACUUUGCCCUUUCAAACUCACAUCAGAAUCGCCGGCCGAGUGCGGAUGCUGUUCAAAAUUCAUGUCGUUACCUACACCACUUGCGAUCUGCAAAUCGAGCUCGCCGAUCGGGCUCUCUCUCAGCAGAAAUGCCGUUACAAGACCAAAUUAUAGUUCCACAUAUGUAUAACUAUCUAUCUCCGUAAUCGUUUGAUUUUGCUGUCAACUGAGAUGUUUUGGAUUGCAGCUGUGUGUGUACAUUUUGACACGUUUUGUUUUUCCCGUGUCCAUCUCUCUCUCGAUUUCCUUAUAUAUAUAUAUACACACACAGCUCGCAUGCCCAAUGUUCUACACAACGGGUUGUUCUGUGCCCAAUCAAAAGUGAU
Andrographis paniculata is the source of this 1122-nucleotide messenger RNA. RefSeq lists its product as uncharacterized. The record is from RefSeq and is a predicted model, not a curated record. The transcript has 2 exons. Lineage: Eukaryota; Viridiplantae; Streptophyta; Magnoliopsida; Lamiales; Acanthaceae. The coding region runs from base 185 to 910 and encodes 241 amino acids. Gene Ontology annotation, cellular component: plasma membrane.